Molecule: messenger RNA, 3978 nt
Organism: Lepus europaeus (European hare)
Lineage: Eukaryota; Metazoa; Chordata; Mammalia; Lagomorpha; Leporidae
Gene: CDS1
Product: CDP-diacylglycerol synthase 1
Exons: 13
Coding region: 1-1386 (461 amino acids)
Cellular component (GO): endoplasmic reticulum membrane
Molecular function (GO): phosphatidate cytidylyltransferase activity
Source: RefSeq, a predicted model, not a curated record
AUGUUGGAGCUGAGGCACCGGGGAGGCUGCCCCGGCCCCGGGGGAGCGGUGGCGCCGCCACCCCGCGAGGGAGAGGCGGCCGGCGGCGACCACGAAACCGAGAGCACCAGCGACAAAGAAACAGAUAUUGAUGACAGAUAUGGAGAUUUGGAUUCCAGAGCAGAUUCUGAUCUUCCAGAUAUCCCACCGUCCUCAGAUAGAACUCCUGAAAUUCUCAAGAAAGCUCUGUCUGGUUUAUCCUCAAGGUGGAAAAACUGGUGGAUCCGUGGGAUUCUUACUCUGACUAUGAUUUCAUUGUUUUUCCUGAUCAUCUACAUGGGAUCCUUUAUGCUGAUGCUUCUUGUUUUGGGCAUCCAAGUGAAGUGCUUCCAUGAAAUUAUCACUAUAGGGUACAGAGUCUAUCGUUCUUAUGAUCUACCAUGGUUCAGAACUCUAAGCUGGUACUUCCUACUGUGUGUAAACUACUUUUUCUAUGGAGAGACAGUAGCAGAUUAUUUUGCUACAUUUGUUCAAAGAGAAGAGCAGCUGCAGUUCCUCAUUCGCUACCACAGAUUUAUAUCAUUUGCCCUCUACUUGGCAGGUUUCUGCAUGUUUGUGCUGAGCUUGGUGAAGAAGCAUUAUCGUCUGCAGUUUUACAUGUUCGCAUGGACUCAUGUCACUUUACUGAUAACCGUUACUCAGUCACAUCUUGUCAUCCAAAAUCUGUUUGAAGGCAUGAUAUGGUUCCUUGUUCCGAUAUCAAGUGUUAUCUGCAAUGACAUAACUGCUUACCUUUUUGGAUUUUUCUUCGGAAGAACUCCAUUAAUAAAGUUGUCUCCUAAGAAGACGUGGGAAGGCUUCAUUGGCGGUUUCUUUUCCACAGUCAUUUUUGGAUUCAUUGCUGCCUAUGUGCUCUCCAAAUACCAGUACUUCGUCUGCCCCGUGGAGUACCGCAGCGACGUGAACUCCUUUGUUACGGAGUGUGAGCCUUCCGAACUUUUCCAGCUUCGGAGUUACUCCCUUCCUCCCUUUCUAAAGGCAGUGUUGAGACAGGAAACAGUGAGCUUGUACCCCUUCCAGAUCCACAGCGUUGCUCUUUCAACAUUCGCAUCUUUAAUUGGCCCAUUUGGAGGCUUCUUUGCCAGUGGGUUCAAAAGAGCUUUCAAAAUCAAGGAUUUUGCAAACACCAUUCCUGGCCAUGGUGGGAUAAUGGACAGAUUUGAUUGUCAGUAUUUGAUGGCAACUUUUGUGCAUGUGUACAUCACAAGUUUUAUAAGGGGCCCAAAUCCUAGCAGAGUGCUGCAGCAGUUGUUGGUGCUUCAACCAGAACAGCAGCUAAAUAUAUACAAAGCCCUCAAGACUCAUCUCAUUGAGAAAGGACUCCUGCAGCCCACCCUGAAGGUAUAACUGGAUCCGCAGAGGGAAGGCCUGACAAGAUGGAACUCUCCAGAGAAGCACAGGCAGAUGGAAUUUUGUUAAUUGUACAGAAAAAAAAGCAGUUGAAAAUGCAAUAGAUUUGAAGUUUUACAGACACGAAUGUUUCUUCUCUGAAAUUACUGUGAAUAUUUAACAAACACGUACUUGAUCUAAGUUAUGAAAUAAGUAGCCAAUUGCCAGCAAAAUAUCCUGUACCUUUUCUAAAGUGUAUUUUCUGAUGUUAACUUCCUCCCCCUACUCGCUAGGUUUCAUCAUUUAAAAGCCUUGUAUUUUUAAAAAGUCAAACACUAUAAAAUGAGAAAAUUGAGGAUGUCUCAAGAUUGCAGCUGGCAGUGGGACCUUUUGCACUAAUAUUUACUUUUACACUUGGAGCUGCUCUCAAUUUUAACAAGCUCUUUUAUGUAAGGCACAACAGGAAGUCUGUUCUCCUGCAUUUCCUCCUCUUGCAACCCGAAGUAUUUUCUGAAGGGCUGUGUUGGACACCCCAGCACCACCACCGCCACCGCUGAUUGUCCACUUUUGAAAGAGGUAAUCAUUUGCCAGGGGAAAACAUUGUGCUCUUAGGUUGGUUCAGAACUCAGGAGAGGAAGGCUAAUUUUCUGUCAUUACUGGUUUCUUGGAAAGAGCAGGUAUCAACUCUACUUCUGAUAAACUUGUGUGGAAAAAUAUAACCUCGCAAAGACUUUUCAAGAGAAACAAAGGAGAACUCUGCUAUAAAAAACCAGAAAGUAUGGACCCUUUACAGAUGAUCUGAACUGAAGACCGUAGCUCUGGAGGCAGCAUCAGCCUGUGGCAUUGACUAUCUCGUGGUCAAGUCCUUGGCUUUUCCUUGUUUCGUUUUUUCUUUUCCUAAGUUCUGUAUCCAUGAGCACACAGUGAGAUCAUGUGGGUAGUGAGUAGGGGCAGUGGCUGAAGCAGCCCAGGGGAUGCCUGACGGAGGGAGUGAGACCUGUCCCCAGAGGAGGCCCUGUCCACUCAUGUCCUGUGCCUGCAGCCUGGUUCCCAGGGGCAGCCCCCUGGAAGCUCAGCUGGGAAGGAGGAGGAUCUGCCUGGACACCUGUCCCAGAGCAGCUCCCUGGUCAUAGCUAAUCCUUGUCCCUUUGCUCUUCCACAUCAUGUUAUAAAAUUCGAAGACAGGAGCUGAUUAUUUUUUCUUCCAAGAAUGAAAAUCAAACAGAAGUGAUUCCCACCAAGAACAAAAGCCCACAAGUGCCAAACCUUUCUUUUGGUGGACUGGGCACCGUAAGCAGGAGCACAUUUCUAAUUAGUGGACAUCCAUGAGCUAUUUAAUGUUGCCGUGCAUUCUCUGCAGCCACAUUUGAUGAUACUAGAUGGUGGGCACUAAGCAUUCAAAGCUUGUCCAGUGCUCCUGGCUAAGUAGCCAGAGGGGAGAAACAUAUUUUAAAGAACAUUUUGCUAAUGAAAAGAGGAAAUAUUUUUGUUUAAAUCAGAAACAGAUUCUGGUUAUACAUUUCCAUCCUAUACCUAUACCUAAAAUAGAAGACUGUAGAUGUAGUUACACUCAGUACCAAGAGUCUCAGUCCUUGUCUGGCCUGCGUUCAGUUGAUUCGUCACCACUGAUGUGUUCCAUUAGUGUCAUUUCACAUGACUUCAUAAAACUCUAGACCCCCCAUUAGAAAUGCAGGAGAGAAUGAGCACUUUUAAAACCUACAAGUUAAUGUUUAGCACUUCGUGUUAUUUGCCCGAUUAGCAGCUCCAAAUGUUGAUCACAAAAGAAUUUAGGAUAUCAGAGUUUAAAAAAUAAAAUGAAAGUUCUCUGAUAGCAGCUUGUAUUUAAAACUCAAUAGUUUGCACAAGGAAAAACACAAAACUCCCUCUGUAUUUUUAUUUAAAUUAUUUGGUGAGGCAUUGCACUACAGAAUUGUAAGAAAGCACUGCUGAUUAUAUGUAUUAUAAAAUCAUUAUUGCUAUAAGGAAAACAUGAAGUUAGAAGUAUUUGGGGUCACAGUUAAAGCUUUUUUCUCAAAUAUACUUUUAAGAGUUGGGUGUACAUUCUAUAUGUAAAAAGUAAAUUCUUAAUUUUAACAGAGUUCUAAAGAUUGACCUUUUUAGCAUACUUUUAUAGCAUGUAUAUUGAAAUAGAAUAUAUUUUAACAAAAGAUUGCCAUAAAACCCUGAAUUUGAUCAUUUUUAUAUUUGCACUGUGAAGAGGGCUUAACUUCCAGUGUGGCUGUGUGGUGAUAGCAAAAUGAAAGUCUAGGAGCCGCUUUCACAGGAACGGCUAAUUGUUCACAACUCUCUGUGCCAGGAGGUCCUCUAAUGGUACUUAUGCUUGGCUUUUUAACCUGUGGGAUGCAGAUGUUCCUCAGUGCUUCACCCCUGGGGUGGUGCAUUUGCAUUUAUUAUCUGAGAAUAAAAAAUAUUCCACCCACCCAUGUGUUUUUCAUUCAUAGUAUCUCUUCACUUGCACUUUGGUUUGAGCAUUGAUAGUGUCACCUUGUUCACUGAACGGCAGAAACCAUGUAUACAUCUGUAGUGGAUGUGGACGAUAGCUUAUACUACGUGUCAUUCAGUUCUCAAAAUCUUUUAUUAAAACUGAGA